AUGAGAAAACCAGGGAAGGACAUCCCUCUUUUUCCUCUUCGUAGAACUGGUCUUCAGGGGGUCUCUUGUUUUGUUUUCUUCCCUCUCCCUUCUACUCUUCUCGCCUCCUGCAACUCCAGGGUGGAGAGUUCAGAGGAGCCUGUCUAUGAGAGUCUAGAAGAAUUCCACGUCUUCGUCCUUGCCCACGUGCUCAGGAGGCCCAUUGUGGUGGUGGCAGACACCAUGCUGAGGGACUCGGGGGGAGAAGCGUUCGCCCCUAUUCCCUUUGGCGGAAUCUAUCUGCCCUUGGAGGUCCCAGCCAGCCAGUGUCACCGCUCCCCUCUGGUGCUCGCUUACGAUCAGGCCCACUUUUCUGCAUUUGUGUCCAUGGAACAGAAGGAGAAUGCCAAGGAACAAGGUGCUGAAUGCAGUGUCCGGGUCUCGGGUGUCUUCGGUCUGCGUUAUUUGCACUUGGAAAAACUGAAAUGA
Messenger RNA from Rhinolophus ferrumequinum (greater horseshoe bat), 468 nucleotides. RefSeq names its product OTU domain-containing protein 7B-like. Bases 1 to 468 code for a protein of 155 amino acids. Gene Ontology annotation, biological process: protein deubiquitination involved in ubiquitin-dependent protein catabolic process; protein K48-linked deubiquitination; protein K11-linked deubiquitination. Lineage: Eukaryota; Metazoa; Chordata; Mammalia; Chiroptera; Rhinolophidae. Gene Ontology annotation, molecular function: K63-linked polyubiquitin modification-dependent protein binding; cysteine-type deubiquitinase activity. The record is from RefSeq and is a predicted model, not a curated record. The transcript has 2 exons. Gene Ontology annotation, cellular component: cytoplasm; nucleus.